CCCAGGUAGCCCACCUGGAGGUCGCUGCCGGUCUCUCCUCCUCCUCCUCCUCCUCCUCCGCUGCCCCCCCUCGCAGUGUGGGCGAGGUGGACGCGGAGCUGGAGGCGGAGGAGGCGGGGCGGCAGGCGGCGGAGGCGGCAAGGGACGCGGCACUGCAGAGGAUGAACAGGCUGCGCGACGAGGUGUUGGCCGCCCAGCGAGUGGCAAUGUCGGCCCAGCAGCGGGCGCUGGAGGCAGCAGCGGCAGUACACAAGGUGCAGGAGCUGCAGAACAAGAUUCGCGAGCUGGAGUCCGCCAGUGUCGUGUUGGAGGGCGAGGUGGCGGCGGCAGCGGCCCUGCUGGCCCCCCUGGAGGCGGAGAGGGAGGCGGCGGGGCGGGGCAGGGAGGAG
This is a messenger RNA of Astrephomene gubernaculifera, 389 nucleotides long. The record is from the annotation of a GenBank genome assembly. NCBI's taxonomy places the organism in Eukaryota, Viridiplantae, Chlorophyta, Chlorophyceae, Chlamydomonadales, Astrephomenaceae.